GAAAAAAUGACACGCCGAGCCGCGAAACAGCCUUGGAACUCAAUGGGAUGCUUGGCGGAUGCUCUUCUUAUAAGACCGACAGUAGGGUUGUGCAAAUCUUAUGUUUUCUAUCUCAUCGGACUCUCACAUAACAAUGAUCUAGAGAAGAUUGUAUCAGUCUCUUCUAUACAAUGUUGAAACGCCUGCUCCUUGGGAGCUCUCUGCUUGUUGCAGUAGUGUCACUUUUACUCUCUCAAUGGGCCAUGAAACCGCCAACCCAGUAUACUCCGUCUGUCAGAGGCCGGAAUAACACUGUCCUCUUCAUAGCCAACUACGAGUUCGGUCUUUCUAAUGUACACCUCGCGACGGCGCACGCCCUGUUAGAACGCCACCCCGAGGUCCAAAUACACUUUGCGUCGUUUGGGCCUACGUUUCCGAGGGUAGACCGUAUCUCGAAGCAUGGCCGCAGGUUGAAUUCUUCCGCCGAGGAGAUCGUGUUCCACGAGCUUCCUGCACAGCAUCUAUUCGCAAGAGCUAUGGCCAUGACGGGGAGGACGGCAACAAGCAUCAUACAUCCGCCAGGCCGUGCGCACAUCGACCAGAUCGGCAAGGAUCUUGCAUUCUACGUUGCGCCGUGGACAGGAGAAGCGCAUCUGGCGCUCUACCAACAGCUCACAGAAAUCAUCGAUAGGGUAGAUCCCUCCCUCAUCCUCCUGGACAUCUUUUUCCGGCCUGGCCUCGACGCAGCUCGUAAUCGGAAAAGGCUGCAUGCCUUUGUCGUUCCGAAUAUGCCAAUCGACGUCUUCCCGCUCCACCAACCUUACGGGAAAUGGCUGUGGAAGUAUCCAGUUAUGGGCUCCGGUAUUCCAUUUCCCGUCCCAUGGAGUAGGCUGUUAGAUAAUAUCUACAUGAAUAUUCGGUACUUCCAUAUCCUAUCAUCUAUGCCCCAUUUCAAGGACGGGCAGAAAAUCAUCCAGUCGAAAGGUCUAGACCGGGUUACCUACCACGAUUUGUACCGCUCAAAUGUACCAUUCUUCAUACAAGGUCUAGCCGAAGCCACAAUACCCCUAGACCAUGUACCGCCAAAUGUGACCUAUACCGGACCAAUGUCCCUUUCCCUGUCCACGCCAGAAGAAGUAAGUCCGGAGUUAAGUCAAUGGCUGGCCCAGGCGCCAACUCUUCUCGUCAACCUCGGCAGUUUCUUCGCCUGGGAUCACAGUCGGGCCAGCGCCAUGGCACAGGCCAUCGCAGACAUACUGCACGAGAGGGCUGGCCUGCAAGUGUUAUGGAAGCUCCGCAAGACGGGAAAGGAAUACGGUGGCGUGGCUUUUGGCGACGAGUUCCUGGACCCGGUACGCCCGUACCUCGAGAAUGGACGCCUCAAGAUGGUGCAAUGGCUGCCUGUUGAGCCGGCGGCUCUUUUUGAAACUGGCCAUAUCGUGGCUUCGGUGCAUCACGGUGGCGCGGGCUGCUUCAACGAAGCACUCGGGACCGGUAUACCCCAUAUAAUCUUACCGCAAUGGUUGGACCACUACAGUAUCGCGCAACAGGCUGAAUAUAUCGGGGUAGGAGUGUGGGCAUGCCAGGAAACUGCUCCAUCUUUCACAGCCGAAUGCCUCCACGAUGCCUUUUCUACAGUCCUUGGUAAUGCUAAGACCGCUGUAGACAUGCGAGACAAGGCAAAGCGGAUCAGUGAGAUAGCUCAGCGAGAUCCUGGUCGGUACGUUGCCGCUCGAGGGAUCGCGAAGUUGGCUGCGCAUGGUGCUUGAAAAUAUUAUCGUUACAACCCCAAAAGUAUUGGAAUUGAAAGAAAGAGGCAGUGAACAACUCCUCUUAUGAUUAUAUUUGCUGGAUAAGCGGGUGUCACAUAUCUAGUGGAAGAAGAGUGGUUAGGAUUCGGCGUGUUAGAGAGCUCGUAGCAUGGGGACUAGGGAAUUCCGGCUUUAUAGAAGUGUGAAUGUA
This is a messenger RNA of Annulohypoxylon truncatum, 1941 nucleotides long. Its product is annotated as glycosyltransferase family 1 protein. The record is from RefSeq and is a predicted model, not a curated record. The transcript has 4 exons. Bases 171 to 1748 code for a protein of 525 amino acids. Lineage: Eukaryota; Fungi; Ascomycota; Sordariomycetes; Xylariales; Hypoxylaceae.